This is a messenger RNA of Schistosoma intercalatum, 5173 nucleotides long. The record is from the annotation of a GenBank genome assembly. Lineage: Eukaryota; Metazoa; Platyhelminthes; Trematoda; Strigeidida; Schistosomatidae.
AUCUGACAGUGCGUUUGUGUUUAAUCCUUACAAACGUAAUGAUUUAAUGACAGGAGGAUCAAAUGUUUACCAUGAUGACAUAAGCGUUCUGCCCCAUAAAGAUUACAUAAAAAAUAAUGAACUGUUAGGGGCUGAUCAAGCACCAGUAAGGAAAAACAUUAUUAUUUUUAUCACCUUGCCAGAUUUGCGCAAGUGUUAACUAUGUUAACCAAAUACUGAAUAUGUCUCUUGAUAACAGAGAACGUUUAAAGAAGUUAGAAAAGAUCUCUCCACAUUUCGGUAAUACGACAACACUUCUUAAAGAUAGUAGGUUCAUAUUUAAUGAAAAUACACUUGGUUAUAUAAAGCUAUCAGUAAGCAAGUUAUCACUUUUUAUGUUCAUUCAAGAAUUCAGUGUCUGUUGUGAACAAGAUGGGCUCAUGUAUUGUGUGAUGUCUGUAGGCAGUUUUCACUUAUCUGUUGUUCACACCGUGUAAAGAAACUUUUUGGAGUACCUAUAAAAGAAAUUUAGUAAAUAGUGGCCUUGAUGAUCUAUGAUCAUAAGCACUGUGUCUGAGGUAACUGUUUGAGUCUGGUUGCAUACAGGUUAUUUAAAAUGUACUGUUUUUACUGUCAACCUUUUCUGACCCUUCCUUCCAUUGUGGAAUGGCAGCGUCUUUAGAGAUGCUGGUCAUUCAUGCGUAACACAUUACUGAUAUUUCAAGCCAGUACGAUGGGUAGUAAAGAUUCCCCCGUAUAUGUUAUACCGGCUGCAACCGACCAUCCUAACUUAGGUGUUAAAGCCAAUUUGGUUUAACUUGCUCUUCAAGAUAGGCAAAUCCAGUCACAUCAAAGUGGUAGCUACAGCCAACAAUAAGUAUUUUUUAAAUCACAUUAUAAAAAGCCUUAGAUACGUGUUUAAUGCUCAUUGGAAGCUAAGCCUGCAGCAACGUUUGUUGGUUAAUGCUGACGUAAGUGAAACCAAUGCACGAGACUUCUUUUCUGCCCUAAAGUAUCAGUUGCACAGCAAAACAUUAGCAAGUUUCCAAGCUUGAUAACUGUUUGGUAAACUUCAUUGUUUUUACUCGGCAAUCACUGAGAGUUGGAUUUCAUGACAUGAGUGGCUUUCCCUAGUUAGUGGAUUCUGUGCUGCAGAAUAUUUUGUUACAAAUUCACAUAUACUAUCAGACUUCGGGCGAAAUUAGAAAGAAUCAGCUUAGCAACAACUGAACUGCAUAAUUGGUGAGCGGCCACUAAACAGUUAAAAAUACACAAUAUAUUUGUGCUAAUCGGAGACAUUAUCAAUUAAUUGUAACUCAGAAUUUGACUUGAUAUUACGUAUACUGUAGCCUUUCUUUAAUAUCUACAGCUAUUAGUUAAGUCUUUGUUCAAGGCGAUUUUACACAUAAUAAAGUCAAAAUUCACUCAUUAUGCAACAUUUAUAAUUUGCAAUCAAAAAGUAAAAACUAUUAUUGCAUCACUAUGCCACUAAUUAGCGUGUUGAACUUCACGAAAGUACUACCAGGUUGAUUCUUCCCACUUUAGUAAAAAUUAAAACUAAAAAAGUAUUUACCCGAUAAAGUUUGUAUGUUUUCUCCUUUUUUAUAACUUUAGUUAAAAGCUCUGCUUAAAUGCAGUGUGAUAAGACAAACAAACAGGGUAAUACGCUACCCGUCGCUCCAGAAGUAUUGGAAAAUUGUUUAAAAACUACUCAGUUUCAUUGAGGUUAUAAUUGACUCCAAGUAUCAUCUUCAUAAAAGUCAAAUGCCAUUAGAUAAUAGGAGGUUGAGAUUUAAAAUAACUAAUUUAUAUGCCUUACAAUUUUUAUGAGAAAUAGAUUGCUAAGUUUGUUUUUGGUGACAACUCGUAUAGUAAUAAGUAAACGUAUGUUUACUUCAAAGCUCCACAUUGUUUAAAGAUGAAUCCUAACGCAAGGGAUAGUAAUUGGACUUAAUGCCACAAUUAUCGUCAAACUCUUCAAAAUUAAUAUGUAGUUGUAAAGAAUGUUCUUGAUCAGUAAAGUAAUUCAUUUUAUUUAUUUUGAUAGGCAUAAAGUUUAUAUAUAUUUCAAAUCAAAUAAGUUGUAUUCUGCAUGAGACAAAUGCUAAUUUACCAUGUGAAUUUACUGUAAUAAAAAUCUAUAAUCGUACGUCCAAAACAUUGAUUUUGAAGGCUGAUUUUCAUCAAACAUGAUUGAAAUAUUCUGAAAAGAAUUGACUGUUAACUUACAUAAUUUUAGAUUAAAAUGUUAGUCAUUCAGUUUAGUAGGAUUCAUGUUCUCAUUUAAUAAAAUGAUAAAAACACGGAGUUCCAGGUCUAAUUUUGUACAUUCUCAUUAUUUUUAGCUUGUUCACUUAACUGUGAAAUUAUUCCUAAUAAAAUUCCUCUUCAGUCAGUGAAUGGAUCAUUUGCACAGAAAACAAAAAUAAAUGAAUUUUUUCCUCGUUUUGACAAUGUUGAUGGUCUUAGUGCUAAAUCUCGACAGUCUGAUUCACUAUAUAAUUCAGUUAGCAUAGAACCAGUCAGUCCACCAGUGUUUGAAAUACCAAUUCAAAUACCUGAUAUAAAAUCUGACAGUUCAUUGUCCAAGAGGUUUGUAACGAAAGACGAUUCUGUAUCUUCAUCGAUCAUGCGCUAUCAUAGUGUAUGCAGUGGAAGUGCAGAAAAAACUCACACCAUACCUGAAAUAGAGGAAUGGUCAGCAAUCGAAGUUAACUCUCAUCAUAAUGAAUAUACUCGACGUUUCAGUGUUAAGUCAGCCCCUGAAGACGUACAACACUGUUUGCGGAUAAUACCUAAACGAAGUGCUACCAAAAAAUGGUUUAAAUUCCGGCUUCCCAAAAGCAGUUUUAACUUAAAGUCUCACAUUGGAAAUAAAUUAUCUACAGCUAAAGAGGAAAUAUUCGAAUCAAACAGUGUAUUUAUGGGAACUAGUUCUCACGAAAAAGCAUCAACUCUAGAAAAAGAAUAUAAUGGCUGUGCUGAAGUCAAUGGUACCCUCUUUCCUCCAAUACUCAACAGAAAAUUGAGUAUAAACAUCAUAAACAAACCAGAUGAAAGGCUUCACCAUCCACCACUUACCAAUGUAUGUGCUCAGUUAUUCCCCCGAUUAUUUCGUCAGAAUGAAUCUUCGUCUAAUUAUUUAUCAAGUGGUUUUUUCCCUAGAAUACAAAGGCUAUCCACAAACACUAUUCGUCGAGUAAAGCGAAAAAAACGCACUGCUAGGAAAUUGGAUAAAAUUUCUACUCAAGCUUCUGUAGAAGAACAAGAAGAAGAGUUUCGCUUAUUACCAUUAUAUACCAAACGGCGUUCAUCAAAAUUCUCUCAUUAUGGGAAUGUUGGGUUAAUUAAAAAUAAAGGGAACUUAUUAGUUAAAGAAGUAGAGUAUAACUUUUUGAACAGAUCAAAUCACUCAUCGGAUAAAGAAUUUUUAGAAAAUGACUCGUUUAAUACCCCAAUAAUGAAUUCCAAAACAUGGCCAAUCGGUUCACCUAGCUCAAAGGUAUCUGGCGAAAUUGCUUGUCUUUAUCGUGGAUUGAUCGAAACAAUAGGAAGCGAUAAAUUGAUUGAAUCUACUUCACAAACAUGGAGUCAUUUCACUCACAGAAAACCUCAGUCUUCAGAUAAAACUAAUCUACCUCAUUGUACUAUUGAUCAUACAAAAGUUACGGAUGAAAUAGUGUCAAGUAGGGAAGCGACUGAUGAAGCACUAAAAAAUACUACCAUCAGUUCUAAACCGAAUCAAUCAAAUAAAUCUUCAACAAAAAAUGAACUAUUUUUCAAUAAAGUAACACAAAAUCUCGAAAACUGUGAGGUGAGGAAUUCUUCAAACAGUUCUGAACUUCAAAAUGAAUUAAAAGCAGAAAACUUCAAUCAUUCAUCAACAAAUGACAGUACACACUAUCCAUAUGCUAAAUACGUUGCAGCUAUGAUUGAUGCUUUGUCUGAACGUCUUAUGGGUAAAAUAUCAGAAGAUGAUUUAGAAUUACGUUUUCAGACUUUAGAAGCAGAAGCAUCUAAAGCGGCCAAACACAAAAAUGCUCAGUCUGUUAAACGUGAACGAUUCUACUCGGUUGGUAAUGGAGCUGAGAAUUUACGUUGUCAGAAUUCCUUAGAAAAUACAACACGGGGUAAUUCAUCAUCAGAUGAAAAUAUAUUCAAUAACAUAACAGAAAGAAAUGAACUAAAGAAUAGACGAUGCCAUUCUGUAACUAAUUUUUUUGCUACGACAAAAUCAUCAGACUUACAUAAUGCAUCAUCAUUAGAAUCAAGCCAACGUAAUUUGAAAUAUUCUUGUUUAGAACAGGUGAAACGAUUACAACUUCGAAACAAAUUAAUUAUAACAGAGGAUUUAUUAAAUCGUCUUGUAAAUCAUACAAAUUAUCCGAAUUUCGAGGCUGAUAUCCUAGAUUUAUUAGGUCGACAACCGAAUUGGCAUAGAAUCGCUAUUCUUUAUUAUCUUACUAGAUGUUCAGUUAGACAUAUAUUAAAUCUACAUAUAGAAAAGUUGGAAACAAUACAAGAGUCAACUUCAAGUUCAUCAAUGUUACGUCAAUCGAUAAAUAUUAAUUCAGAUAGUGAGGAAAUUGAUGGAAGUUAUUUACAAUCAUCAGGAAGUAAAUCACCUCCAAGUAAUUUUUAUCCAUCAAAUUCAACAUAUGAAACAAUAAUUCGUGAUACUGGCCAAUGUCGAGCAAUUAUAGGCCGAAUCAAAGAUUAUACAAUUACUUUUUUUACACGUUGGUAUGCAGAUUGGGUAUAUAAACGUGGUGGUUGGCAAUCUGUAAUCGAGGAAACUGAAGAUUCUGAACUAGACUGAAUUGUCCAUUACUUUAAUUAGUAUAGAUGUUAUUUUUUUAACGAACACACAACUCGGUGCUUAAUUUUUGUCAAACUAUUCGUUCUAAUGUUGACGAAUAUUCGUAUAGACAACUAGUCAGUAUGUGAUAAAUUAUGUGUAGAGUUUAUAAACCUAAAUUUUAUACAUAAAAAGUAAUUUGUUUAUGAUAACUUCAUUUGUAUGUCAUAUAUAAUAUAUGUGAGGGACAGAAAUGACAAUCGAUUCAUAAUCCUUUUUGUUUCCGAAAAUUGUAAAUUUCUACAUGUUUAUGUAGCAAUCAUCUUUUUCAAAAAUGUAAUUUCACUGUAUAUGCUCCUAAAAACAAUAUGAUAAUACAAUAUAUUGUUAGUAUGU